Molecule: messenger RNA, 1130 nt
Organism: Gigantopelta aegis
Lineage: Eukaryota; Metazoa; Mollusca; Gastropoda; Neomphalida; Peltospiridae
Product: homeobox protein vab-15-like
Exons: 4
Coding region: 1-849 (282 amino acids)
Biological process (GO): regulation of DNA-templated transcription
Molecular function (GO): DNA binding; DNA-binding transcription factor activity, RNA polymerase II-specific
Source: RefSeq, a predicted model, not a curated record
AUGGAAAACGAAGAUCAAGUGGAAAGAUCACGUGAUCAAAAUAAUGAUGACGUAAAAUCAGGACGAGUAGACGAAGAAUUUGCCAGGAAAAACCGCGAAAAUGCACGUGCACCUUCAGAAAGACAUCUAGAGGAGAAACCGCAAAUCAAAGGGUCAUAUUUUUCAAUAGACCAAAUUUUGAAUGGGAAUAACAGAAGACUGGGUGAAUCGACUGGAGAAGAUAGCACACUUCUUCUUGAUAAACAUCCUGCACGCAUACAGUAUCACGGAGCAGAAGUUUCACCAGGCUCGCGCCUUCUUUUUGCACGAGACCCACGUCAGACGUACGCCAGUUUCCCGCCGUUUCCUAGCACUCUUGGGUUACGGCCUCUGCUACCAGGAGGCUAUCCGGCACCUUCACUGGCGAGUGGAAUUCGUCCUGGAGAACUUUCAAACUGGCUGCAGCACACCCUUUAUCAAAGACACAUGUUUCUGGAAGGAUUCUCCGUGACGUCAUCUUCGUUUACAGCGCAGCGUAGUUCCGCGGCACGACGACAACGUCGCGUGAACAUCGACCGGAAACCACGUCAGGCGUAUUCGUCUACACAGCUUGAGCGACUGGAACUCGAGUUCAAGGCCGAUCGUUACCUGAGUGUCAACAAACGAAUGGAGCUGUCUAAGGCUCUCAGUCUGACCGAGACUCAGAUCAAAACCUGGUUCCAGAACAGAAGAACUAAGUGGAAGAAACAGGUGACGGCUCAAAUGAAGAGGGACGGUUUCUUCUCGGCCUCGGUUUGGAAUUCUCUGACGUCACUUCCGAGCAGCUGCCAGCAUUUAGCACCACAUCCGUUUAUUUAUCCAUUUGAAUAAGACACGCCAUUGUUUGUUUAUCUUUCACUUAGGAAAGGGGAGGGGUAUCUAUAGUGAGGGAUUCGUUGACAUGACGAGGAUUUUAUUCAAAAGGGCACACACAUUGGGUUGAAUGGGUGGCACCCAUACUCUAAACAAGUCGUGUUAAUCAGUGACAAGCAAAAUUAAUAUAAAAGUUGGUAAAGAUAAGAGGUGCCCCCCCCCCCCCCUCGCCUGUUACCGACCACGGUCGGGCUGCUGGUGCUCCCUUGCACCUGCCAGUGUAGGCGGUCCCUCCUCCU